Ceratina calcarata is the source of this 2408-nucleotide messenger RNA. It is a transcript of the gene Cog4, whose product is annotated as conserved oligomeric Golgi complex subunit 4. Gene Ontology annotation, biological process: Golgi organization; retrograde vesicle-mediated transport, Golgi to endoplasmic reticulum. The transcript has 10 exons. Gene Ontology annotation, cellular component: COG complex. The record is from RefSeq and is a predicted model, not a curated record. Bases 106 to 2337 code for a protein of 743 amino acids. NCBI's taxonomy places the organism in Eukaryota, Metazoa, Arthropoda, Insecta, Hymenoptera, Apidae.
ACUCAAGUCACGACUGAUAUCGACCACAUCGACGACUUGUCAUUAAAGCAAUUGUGAUUAUUUUGAUGUAAAUAAAUAUAAAUAUAUGCUUUUUAUAAUUACAUCAUGUGCACCAUGGAUUUACCUUUGAAUCAACAAAAUUUGCCUCAGAUACUCGAUAAAUUGUCGGAGGACGAGAUUAAAAUAGAGAAGAAUUUGGAAAACAUACUUUCAAGACAAUGUCACGUCGAGGCAAAGCUGCAAAAUAUAAGCAAGGUACUGCCUAACGUUGCUGUGAUAAGAACAGAGGGUGAGAAAUUUUGUAACAUGAUUGCACGCACUAAUGAAUUAGCAGAAAAUGUCAGUGCCAAAGUGAGGGAAUUAGAUUUGGCCAGAAGCAGAGUUUAUGAAUGCCAAAGGCGUGUGAACGAUAUUCUUGACUUACAAUUAUGUAGCGAAGGUGUAGCUAUGGCAUUACGGAAUGAGGAUUACGAACAAGGUGCAGCGCACGUUCAUCGUUACCUUUCCAUGGAUCAACAGUUAUUAGAAAGGACAGCCGAAGAUAUUUUAAUGGAUCAUACAAGCAUCAGUAGUUCUCUGAUAACUCUGCAGCAAGCUGCGUUACAGCUGAGAACCGUGGUCACGCAUAAAUUCGAUGAGGCUGUAAAAUCAGAGGAUCUUGCAUCUGUCGAGAGAUUCUUUAAAAUUUUCCCUCUGUUGGGGAUGCACUCCGAAGGGCUUAAAAAAUUUUGUAGCUACUUAUGUACAAAGUUGCAAGAAACUGCACAGAAGAAUUUGAAAGCAGCUUUGGAAAUGAAGAGCAAUGAUAAGAGAGCAUCAGUUAUUUUUGCCGACACUAUGACUUUAUUGUUUGAAGGCAUCGCUCGUAUCGUGGAGAUACAUCAGCCAAUAAUAGAGACAUAUUAUGGACCUGGGAAACUGUUAAUGACAAUUUCUAUCCUACAAAAGGAAUGUGAUAGGCAAGUUAAGAAGAUAAUCACGGAAUUUAUGAAGCACAGAAAUAUAUCGAAGAAAGUGCAAACUGUAAAUGAUUAUUUGCGAAAAUCGAAUGCCGAAAGAGCCGAUCCUAAGGAAUUUGAUUUAUUAUUGGGAGAAAUCACUAUAAUGCAUUCGCGAGCGGAGUUAUAUAUUAGGUUCUUAAAGAGAAGAGUUAAAAAUGACAUAGAAAUCAGUGUAACGAAUGAUAGGCAAUACGAAGAUUUAAUAAGCGAAUUCGAAAACAUUGUUACUAGUUCAGAUUUGGCGCAUGGUAUGCAAGAACUUUUAGGUGCUUAUCUUGCAUUGGAGAGAUAUUUCCUCGAAGAGAGCGUAAAUAAAGCAUUGGGAAUGGACACCUUGGAACAGGAUCAACCAACGUCCAGUAUGAUUGACGACGUCUUCUUCAUAGUGCAGAAAUGUAUAAGGCGUUCGAUGUCGAGUUGGAGCAUAGACGGUGUUUGUGCAGUAGUUAAUAUGGCUUGUGGUAUAUUAGAAGGUGAAUUCGCGAACAGAUUACGAAAUCGAUUACGACAAGGAUAUCCUGCGGGAUAUUUAGAUCUAGCCCAAGCUUACAGUGCUCUUCAAACAAGCCUGCAACAUGGUCGCUUACAAACUUCAGAUACGGAACUUGCUCGUUUAAUGUUCUUGGCUUAUUUAAAUAAUACCGACGUGAGUAUCGAAUAUGUUGAGACGCUUUGUAAAAGUCUCGGUUCUGAGAUCGAUGCAACGUUUCCGAAUAUGCAAAGUAAAGAUCGAGGCAAGGUCGACAGUUGUCUAUCCGGAUUGAAAGGUGUAAUGUCCAUUUUACGAGCUGUUACGGAUUACGGUUUGGAACAGUUGCGGGUAAGCGCUGUCAAACCAAGAGUCACCCCUUGGGUCGAUGCAUUCCUAUCAGUAGACCACCACGUGAACGAGGAUGAUCUAUUAGGGUACGAGACGGAAGAACCUUUUGUGCAAACCUUGAUUGUGAAUUUAGAAGGUCUGCUACAAAGUUUCAAGGGAAGCUUAACAGCAUCUAAUUACGAUGCUUUGAUCGGUCUUCUUACUGAUGAAGUUACAGCUCGCUUAGAAAAAGUUGUAUUGAAGUCUACGUUUAAUAGGGCGGGUGGUCUAAUACUUGAUAAAGAGAUCAGGUCAUUGGCAAGUUACCUGGCCGCUGUUACUUCCUGGUCUGUACGCGAUAAAUUUGCAAGACUAACGCAAAUAGCUACUAUCCUAAGUGUCGAAAAGAUUGAAGAACUAGCAGACUACUGUGGAGCAGAUGCAAUCGCCUGGAGAUUAACGCCUGCUGAAGUUCGACGUAUAGCUUCCUUAAGAAUAGAUUUUCGUCCAGAGGAUAUAAAAAGACUAAAAUUGUAAUGUAAAUUUAAUCUUUAUUUAUUAUUAAUAUUGUAUAGAUAAGUAUAAUAGACAAGUAACGUCAAGAUAAA